AUGGGCCAAGCACAGCAGACUGAGCAGAGCGCAGAGGUGGAGGUAGACGUGGCUGCUCUUCAGGAAAUGUACAAAAAGUUUGUGACGGAGUGUCCCAGCGGACUCUUGUUUUUGCAUGAAUUUAAGCGAUUUUUCGGAGUUGACCCCACAGGAGAAGCAUCGGAGUACGCUGAGAGCAUGUUCCGUGCCUUUGACAAGAACGGGGACAAUACCAUUGAUUUCUUGGAGUUUGUGGCAGCUUUGAACUUGGUGUUCAGGGGAGAUUUAGAGCACAAGCUGAGAUGGUCAUUCAAGGUAUAUGAUAAGGAUGGCAAUGGCUUUGUGGACAGGGCUGAACUCAGAGCGAUUAUUGAAAGUAUAUAUCGUAUAAAGAAAGUGGACAGGAGAGAGCUGGACACCUCUUUAGAUGAAGUUUGUGAGCGAAUCUUCCGAGUUGUAGAUGCAAAUGGUGAUGGCCGCAUAACACUGGAAGAGUUUGUAGAAGGGGCUCAGAAAGACCCGUGGAUUCUCAACAUGCUACGUUUAGACAUGAACCCUUACAGCUGGGUGUUGGACCAGAAGAGAAGGAAAAGUGCUCAUUUCUGA
Colossoma macropomum (tambaqui) is the source of this 585-nucleotide messenger RNA. RefSeq names its product guanylyl cyclase-activating protein 2-like. Bases 1 to 585 code for a protein of 194 amino acids. Gene Ontology annotation, cellular component: cone photoreceptor outer segment; photoreceptor inner segment. Gene Ontology annotation, biological process: visual perception. The transcript has 4 exons. NCBI's taxonomy places the organism in Eukaryota, Metazoa, Chordata, Actinopteri, Characiformes, Serrasalmidae. The record is from RefSeq and is a predicted model, not a curated record. Gene Ontology annotation, molecular function: calcium sensitive guanylate cyclase activator activity; calcium ion binding.